Messenger RNA from Closterium sp. NIES-65, 4749 nucleotides. NCBI's taxonomy places the organism in Eukaryota, Viridiplantae, Streptophyta, Zygnematophyceae, Desmidiales, Closteriaceae. The record is from the annotation of a GenBank genome assembly.
AUGGCUACCCCUAGCGUUCUCGUCUUUGUUGCUGAGUGUCGGGCUGUUGACUUGGAGGUUUGGGUCAAUAAUCUGCAGCUUUUCCUACAGUGCAAUAGGAAAGACGGUCUCUCACUGUUCGAUGUCACGUCUGGCGCCUCUACUGCCCCUGCUGCCGAUACUGACAGCACUGUUUGCUCAGAGUGGGCCACACGCGAUGCUGCUGCCCGUCUUGCUGUGCGUAGUCACUUGCCGUCCUCUGAGCGCGCGCACUUUAGUCAGUACAAGAGUGCUAAGACCUUGGACCACUUCCUCUCUGUUUGCCCCACCACUCUCACCGUUGCCCUCCUCGAGGAGCGCCUCCUGGCAGCUGAGAAGAGUAUAGUAGCUGUAGGAGCCUCUCGUGGUGACCCUCGUGCCCCCUUCUUUGAGGGGUGCUCCCCCUCCCCCCUUUUGCCCUCGGUUGCCUCUGCUGCUGCCGUCGACUUCGUUGGCACCGAGUUGGUCGGCGCUGCGUCUGCCCCUAGCGGGAGUCGCCACACCGGCAAGGGCAAGGGGGGCAAGGGCGCUGGAGGGGCUGGCGGGGGCGGUGGAGGUGGCGGUGGAGGCGGCGGCGGGAGUGGGGGUGGCGGUGGGAGUGGUGGCGGGGGUGGGGGCUUCGGUGGCAGCGGUGGAGGCGCAGGCGGCGGCGGAGGUGGCGGUGGGAGCAAAGGAGGAGGCGGUGGCGGCGGUGGCGGCGGCGGAGGUGGAGCUGGUCGGGGAGGCUCUCCCCAGCGGGGCGGCUUCGGUGGCGGUCAGCGCCAGCAGCAGCUGCGCACUCGUGAGACCCCGCCCCCACAGCAGCUUCGUCAGUGGUACGCUGCGCGUCAGCGAGGUGGGGGUGCUGGUCCUUGUGCCUACGUCCUGCGUACCGGCGACCGCACUCGUGAGCCGUGCGGUGGCCCGCACUCCACCCAGCGCUGCUUCGGCCGCUUGACGGACGCUUGGCGUCUCCAGUUCCCUGACGCCACUGAGAUCCCCCGCUGGGGCGAGCUGCUUAGGUCGGGGGUUGCUAUAUUUGAUCUUGAUUAUGAUGCUAUUCUUGCUGCCAUGUAUGUUGUGUCUACUAGUGAUGAGGGUGACUAUUACCUGUGUGUUCCGCCUGACCCGGGCAUUGAAGCUGCUGCUCUAGGUGCUGGUGACGCUACUGCUCUAGGUGCUAGUGCGUCUGCUAUCCCAAGUGCUGGUGAGUCUGCUCUCUCAGGUACCACGUCGGCUCAGGCCUUACACACCUUCACCCUUGACUCGGGUGCUUCCCGCUCCUUCUUUCAAGACCGCACCCCACUUACGCCGCUUAGUCGGCCGGUUGCGGUCUCCCUGACGGAUCCCUCUGGCGGUCCUGUCCUUGCCCACUUCUCCACUGUCUUACCGUGUCCGGCGGCCCCCUCUGGCACCUUGUCAGGUCUCUACCUCCCCUCAUUCUCUACAAACUUGGUAGCUGGGUCGGGUCAGGUGUUUGCUGCAGCGUCCAGGUCUGGUCCUCAGUCUACCCCCUGCUCGUGUCGUCUCCUGUCCCACCAGGCUCUCCUCUGGCACCACCGCCUUGGUCACCCCUCCCUGCCUCGUCUCCGAGGCAUGGCCUCCCAUUACCUUGUCUCUGGUCUCCCCCGGUCCCUCCCUCCCCUCCCUCCGGGGCCUGCCCCUACCUGCGUUCCCUGCGUCGAGGGGCGGCAGCGCGCCGCUACUCACUCUGAGAUUCCUCCGACAGAGGCUCUACUGGAGACUCUUCACAUGGACGUGUGGGGCCCCGCCCGCGUCCGUGGCCAGGGUCACGAGCGUUACUUUCUGUUGGUGGUUGACGACUACUCGCGUUACACCACAGUCUUCCCCUUGCGUAGCAAGAGUGACGUGACUGAGGUGCUGAUCGACUGGAUCCGCGCAGCUCGUCUCCUGCUCAGAGAGAGUUUCGGCUCGAGCUUUCCUGUUCUGCGUCUGCACUCUGACAGAGGCGGAGAGUUUUCCUCUGGCCUUCUGGGAGCCUUCUAUCGUGCACAGGGCAUCCGCCAGACGUUCACGCUUCGGACCUCUCCACACCAAAAUAGGAUUGCUAAGCACCGCAUUGGCAUGGUCAUGGACGUCGCUCGUACGUCCAUGAUCCAUGCGGCUGCUCCCCAUUUUCUGUGGCCAUUUGCGGUUCGAUACGCGGCGAAUCAGAUCAACCUUCAGCCUCGGGUCUCCCUGCCAGAAACCUCCCCCACCUUGCGGUGGACGGGGAAGGUUGGCGAUGCGUCUGUGUUUCGUGUCUGGGGAUCUCAGGCGUUUGUCCGCGACUUGUCUGCGGACAAGUUGUCCCCCCGUGCUGUUCCCGGCGUCUUCCUUGGCUUCCCCCCUGACGCGCCUGGUUGGCAGUUUUACCACCCCACCUCGCGCCGUGUUCUGUCCUCCCAGGACGUCACCUUUGACGAGUCGGUUCGUUACUACCGUCUCUUCCCCUACCGCACUGCGCCCCUCUUCCCGCCGCCGCUCUUCCUCGCGCUACAUGUUGACUCUGGUGCUGCUAGGGGCGCUGAGCCUGCGGGUGCAGGGUCUGGGGGUGCUGAGUCUUGGGGUGCUGAGUGUGGGGGUGCUGAGCCUGGGGGUGCUGCGUCUGGGGGUGCUGAGCCUGGGGGUGCGGAGCCUGGGGAUGCGGAGCGUGCGGGUGCUCGGUCUGCUCGUGUGGCCUCUGGCGGUGCUCGGUCUGGGGGUCCUUCGGGUGCUUCGUCUCGGCCGGAGCUACCCUCUCCACGGGAGCUGCGUGAAUGGUUUGCCCGGCGCUGGAGCCGUGCUGCUGGAGUUGGAGGUGCUGUUGCUGAGGGUGUUGGUGCCACGGGUGCCGGCGGUGCUCGUACUGGAGGUACUGCAGCUACAGGGCCUGGGGGUGCUCCUUGUGCUAGAGCUCCUGGUGGUGCUGGAGCUGGCGGUGCUUCUGGAGCAGGUGGUGCUGGAGGUGCUCGAGCUAGGGCUGUUGAGUCUUCAGGUGGUCCGCCUGGAGCUGGAGGUGCUAGGGGUGUUGGCGCUGGAGGUGCUGCUCGCACUGGUGCUUCUAAGGGUGCUGGAGUUGGCGGUGCUGCGGCUGGGGGUGCUACUGGUGCUGGUGCUGCAGCUAGGGGUGCUGGUGCUGUACCUGCUAGUUCUGGAGGCGCUGCGCGGUCGCGGCCGUACUUCGUUCCGCUCCUUGAGCAGGUUCUUCGUCUCCCGCCUUCUGCUAGUCUUGCUCCUUCUUUAAAGUGUCCGCCGCUUGUCCAGUCCGAGUCACAGUUACAGCCCGCCUCCCCACUGCCUGCUCCUUCUCCCUAUACUGGUCGUACUGGAGGUCUUGCUGAGCGUCGUGAGCCUGCGUCUCGUCCUGCGUUGCCUGUUUGUACUGCUCGCACUAGUCGUCGUGUUCCGCGUCCGCGUCCUCCUGCGGUCCCGGGCACACACCAGAUGGCACUGCGUCCUUCCACUGCUCCUCUGCGUGUCCCUCCUACUGUCAUGCGUCUUCUGGCUACUGUUGACACUGACCCUUCCUUUGCGUCCACUGCUGCGUAUGCCCUAGUUGCUGAGCUUGUUGACUUCGCUGCUCGCUGUCGUCUCGACUACGCCACUUGUCUCAUGGCUGAGUCUGACUCUGUCUGUCCUCCGUUUGUCGGGGACAUCCCGACUCAUCGAUCGUACGCUGAGGCGAUCGAGGGUCCCUACUCCUCACACUGGCAGUCAGCCAUGGACGCAGAGAUGGCAUCAUGGAAGUCCACAGGCACCUACGUGGACAAGGUUCCCCCUCCUGGGGCGAACAUCGUCAGUGGCAUUCACCAAGACGGAGUUGACUUCUUCCAGACCUUCUCCCCCACCCCAAAGAUGACUACUCUUCGGGUGCUGCUGCACGUUGCCGCUCAGCGAAACUACGAGCUUCACUCUCUUGACUUCAGCACAGCUUUCUUGCAGGGCAGCAUGCACGAGGAGAUCUGGCUGCGCCUUCCACCUGGCUUCACUGGGUCGUUCCCUCCUAGUACCCAGUGGAGCCUCCGACGGCCAGUCUACGGUCCCCGAGAGGCGCCACAUGAGUGGCACGACACACUGAGGACGACUCUUGCGGCUCUUGGGUUUGCCCCGUCGACUGCUGACCCGUCGCUGUUUCUGCGCACCGACACUUCCCUGCUGCCAUUGUACAUCCUCGUGUACGUCGACGACUUGGUCUUUGCCACUGCUGACACUGAGGCGCUAGCCCUGGUGAAGUCGGAGCUGCAGAAGAGACACACGUGCACAGACCUGGGUGAGCUGCGCAACUACCUUGGCUUGCAGAUCACCCAGGACAAAGCACGCCGCACCAUCACACUGACUCAGUCACACAUGGUGCAGCAGGUCCUUCAGCGCUUUGGCUUCACCUGGUCCUCAGCACAAGCGACACGUCUGGCUACAAGUCACUCGCUCUCAGCUCCACCUUCAAACGAGUCUGUAGAGCCGAGUGGUCCUUACCCAGAGCUAGUGGGCUGCCUCAUGUGCCUGAUGAUCUGCACUCGUCCUGACCUUGCGUACCCUCUUCGCCUUCUGGCUCGCUACAUGACUCUUGGUUGGCACCGAAAGGUGCACAUGGAUGCUCCUAAGAGGGUACUAUGCUACUUCUGCAGUACAUCGGGCAUGGGUCUCAUGCUUGGAGGACGGGGUGAGGUUGUCCUCACUGGUCACUCGGACGCCUCUUCAGUUUACGACCAGGCUACGCAACGGUCAUCACAGAGUUACACCUUCAGCCUUGGCUCUGGUUCAGUUUCUUGA